Molecule: messenger RNA, 1912 nt
Organism: Ctenocephalides felis (cat flea)
Lineage: Eukaryota; Metazoa; Arthropoda; Insecta; Siphonaptera; Pulicidae
Product: paired box protein Pax-6-like
Exons: 10
Coding region: 184-1788 (534 amino acids)
Biological process (GO): regulation of transcription by RNA polymerase II; anatomical structure development
Molecular function (GO): DNA-binding transcription factor activity, RNA polymerase II-specific; RNA polymerase II cis-regulatory region sequence-specific DNA binding
Source: RefSeq, a predicted model, not a curated record
AAUUAAAUCAAUUUUGCAUAAUUUCGCGUAAAACAAAGUGAAUUUGUGUGAUAAAUUUGACUCUGUGCAAUUUUGCGAAGAUAUGCUGACAUCCAUGCAGAUACUGAGGGACGCGGCGCGGCCACCAUCAUUCUGCCGGCGGAGCAGAUCGGGCCCGUGGCGCCAUGGCACAGUCACAGUCUCAUGGACCGCGUGGACGACAUCGCUCACAAAGGACACAGUGGCGUCAACCAAUUGGGGGGCGUGUUCGUGGGGGGCCGUCCCCUCCCCGACUCGACCAGGCAAAAGAUAGUAGAACUAGCGCAUUCCGGAGCACGGCCCUGCGACAUCUCACGAAUACUCCAGGUUUCCAACGGCUGCGUCAGCAAAAUACUCGGCAGGUAUUACGAAACGGGAUCGAUAAGACCUCGCGCGAUAGGCGGUUCAAAGCCGCGAGUUGCAACGUCGGAGGUCGUGUCGAAGAUAUCACAGUACAAACGUGAAUGUCCUAGCAUUUUUGCUUGGGAGAUACGCGAUCGGUUGCUGCAAGAUUCAGUCUGCACGAAUGAUAAUAUACCCAGCGUAUCGUCAAUCAAUCGUGUUCUUCGCAACCUUGCUGCUCAAAAAGAGCAGCAGCAACAACAAUCGCAAUCACCAGGAUCGCCUUCUUCCACGAUGAGUGCAGUAUAUGAUAAACUGCGUGUUCUAAAUCGGCCUGGGCCACCACCUCCUGGCGACGUCACGGCCGCAGCAGCAGGUUGCUGGCAGCGAACAGCAGCAGCACCUUGGUAUCACCAGACUACUGGCGCUAUACCCGGAGCAGGAACAGGAACGGGAGCAAUGCCCGGACUUCAUGGACAACCUCAGCAACCUCACAGUCCAGCGUGCACAGUACUCCCGGACGAAUUACAUCCGAAAAAAGUGACUGAUUUGGAUAGUGGACAGUAUUCCGAUGAAACAGGCUCAGGCGAUAAUUCUAACGCUGGAUCUGUUAUAGGACAAGACGAUGACCAGGCACGAUUACGAUUAAAACGAAAAUUACAAAGAAACCGUACUUCAUUCACAAACGAACAGAUCGAUAGCUUAGAAAAGGAGUUUGAAAGAACACACUACCCGGACGUCUUCGCAAGAGAACGAUUGGCGGCGAAAAUCAUUUUACCGGAAGCGCGAAUUCAGGUGUGGUUUUCCAAUCGUCGAGCGAAAUGGCGUCGCGAAGAGAAACUUCGUAACCAGCGUAGACCUGGAACAGCGGGUGAAGGUGAUUUAAGCGCAGUCGGCAACGGCAGUAGCAGCGCAAAUCAACCUGCUAUUACAACGCCAUUGCCUGUUGGUUCUCCGCCACGUCUCAAUUUGCAUAAUGUUGGAUUUUCUAACAAUAUGUAUCCUACGAUUCCGCUUACUGAUACCUACAGUACAAUGUCAUCAAUGUCUGGCUUUGCGCAUCCGGGAAACGCUAUGAGUAACGCAGCGGCAGCCGGGUUGAAUGUGCCGGUAACCGGCAGCACUUCUAUGAGUGGUGCUUCUUGUGGCUUGCAGCAGCGGCCUGAUUCUGCACCCACUUAUCACCACACUUUACCACGUCCCACGACGGGAUACGAAACUCACCAUCAUCACCACCAUCAUCUGGGUUAUGCCAACAGAGCGCCACAUGCGACUGUGUCCUCCGGGCAAGGUUAUCAGAUGAACCAGUACGCUCAGAAUGGAGCGCCUCCCUCCACCGGUCUGAUAUCGCCUGGUGUGUCCGUGCCGAUAGCCGUCCCAAGGCAACACCCAGAAUUGAGCGUGCAGUAUUGGCCACGUCUACAGUGAUGUAAAACACCACAACUAUCAAAAUGGAAUUGAUCAGUUACACGUAAUAUAAAUACUUACGUAUUUAGAUACGUAAUUAAUUACUUGAAAACCUUAUGCUUCAGAAUUUUUCUUUAUAAAACUU